Molecule: messenger RNA, 3076 nt
Organism: Danio aesculapii
Lineage: Eukaryota; Metazoa; Chordata; Actinopteri; Cypriniformes; Danionidae
Gene: selp
Product: selectin P
Exons: 17
Coding region: 75-2894 (939 amino acids)
Biological process (GO): response to cytokine; leukocyte tethering or rolling; heterophilic cell-cell adhesion
Cellular component (GO): external side of plasma membrane; membrane
Molecular function (GO): calcium ion binding; sialic acid binding; oligosaccharide binding
Source: RefSeq, a predicted model, not a curated record
GUAAUUUUAUAUGCAUUGCUGUAUAAAUGUCCUUUCUGAAUUCAUGCAAAUAAAACCAAAUAGUGUCAAAAAAGAUGGUUUUGUUGGUGCAUAUGACUCUAUUUUCUGGAUGCCUGGUAUUUAUGACUGGAAUGUAUAAUGUCGAGGCCUGGGCUUACCAUUACAACAUCGACAGUAAUUUGGACUGGACAGCAGCUCGUCAGUGGUGUCAAACGCAUUUCACAGAUAUGGUGGCCAUCCAAAACCAGGCAGAAAUUGCAUACCUCAACGAAAUUCUCCCUUUCCAUCGGGCAUACUACUGGAUUGGCAUUAGGAAGAUUGACGGCCAUUGGACAUGGGUUGGGACCAAAAAGCGCUUGGUCAUCGAAGCAGCAAACUGGGCGACAGAUGAACCGAAUAACCAGGGGACUGGAGAAGACUGUGUGGAGAUUUACAUCAAGAGGAACAAAGACACAGCCAAGUGGAAUGACGAAAGGUGCAGCAAGAAGAAAGCAACUGUGUGUUAUUUAGCCUCUUGCACUGAGACGUCCUGCAGUGAGCAUGCUGAGUGUGUGGAGACUAUUGGAAACUACACAUGUCAGUGUGACCCUGGUUUCAUGGGCCCACGCUGUGAUGAUGUUGUCCAGUGCCAGCCUGUUGAAAAUCCACAACAGGGUAUUGUGAAGUGUGACGGCGUCUUUGGAGUGUUUCAUUUUAACUCAUCAUGCCAGUUCCAAUAUGCCACUGGGUUCAAUCUGGAGGGGGCACAGAGGAUACACUGCUUGGCAUCAGGACAUUGGAAUAAUGCCCUUCCUGUUUGUCAUGCUGUCAAAUGUCGGCCAAUCAUUGAUGUCCCUCGUGGUUUGACAAUGAUCUGUACUCAUCCGCUUUCCAUGAAUAGCUUCAACUCAAGCUGUGAGUUUGAGUGUAAGGAGGGUUAUGAGCUCAAUGGUUCAAAGACAACCUGGUGUGACCACACUGGCCACUGGACAGACAAAUCCCCCACCUGCACAGUGGUGACCUGUGAUCCACUCCUGGCCCCUGCAAAUAGCAGUUUGACCUGUGCUGAUCCACUGGGAAAAUCCUCCUUUCUUUCUUCUUGCAAUGUUACCUGUGAUGAAGGACACAAACUGACAGGAGGAGCCACACUAACUUGUCAGGGAGACAGCAACUGGUCAGCACCGCUGCCUAAAUGUGAAGUGGUGACCUGUGAUCCCCUCCUGGCCCCUUCAAAUAGCAGUUUGACAUGUGCUGAUCCACUGGGAAAAUCCUCCUUCCGUUCUUCUUGCAAUGUUACCUGUGAUGAGGGACACAAACUGAGAGGAAGAGCUACACUAACUUGUCAGAGAGACGGCAACUGGUCAGCACCGUUGCCUAUAUGUGAAGUGGUAAAGUGUGACCCACUGAAACCCAUCCCGAACGGCUCCUUCCAAUGUCAUGACUCUGCUGAUGAGUUUUCUUAUGGCUCCACUUGUUGGUUUAAAUGUGAUUAUGGUUUUGUCAACAAUGGUACAAAUUCAACUCACUGCACCAAACAGGGGAACUGGAGUCAUAUAUCACCUAUUUGCCAUGCUGUACAGUGUCCUCCCCUCUCUGAUACGCCAAAAUAUGGAAGUGUGAGCUGUAUUCACCCCCUGUCCACCAAUAGCUACAACUCCAGCUGUGAGUUUCAGUGUGAGGAGGGUUUGGAGCUCAGAGGCACAGAUUCCACUCAUUGUGAUCACACUGGGCACUGGACAAACACAACACCUAUUUGUACAGCUGUUGCUUGUGACCCUCUCGUCACCCCUGAAAAUGGCAACCUGACCUGUGCCGAUCCAUUGGGGAAUUUCUCUUUUCGUUCUUCUUGUAAGGUUAUUUGUGAGGAGGGAUACAAACUCAGAGGAGAUACAAUGCUCAACUGUCUGAGUAAUGGCAACUGGUCAGCACCAACACCUGCAGUGUCUUUAAAAUCAUUUAAAGAGUUCAUAAAAUGUGAAGCUCUGGAGUCUGUCCAUCAUGGUUCUGUACACUGUCAUGACCAGCUGGAGGAGUUCAGCUAUGGCUCUGAGUGCUGGCUUGAGUGUGAAGCUGGAUUUGCUUUGAAUGGAACUAAUUCCACUCACUGCACCUCUCAAGGGAAAUGGAAGCAAACGUUUCCUGUCUGUCAAUCACAGCAGUGCAGCUCAUUAACUGACCCCUCUCAUGGUAGUUUAACCUGCACACAUCCCCAUGGCCAGUUCAGCUUUGGUACAGUGUGUGAAGUGAGCUGUCAGGCAGGCUUCAAACUGCACGGCACACCCAAGCUGGAGUGCUUGAAGAUGGAGAAGUGGACAGACACCCCACCCUUCUGCUUGGCUCAAGAGUGCCCUCUUUUGAGCGCUCCAGAAAAUGGCUGGAUGAAUUGCUCUCAUCCUCACUCUCUGUUUAGCUAUGAAUCCCGGUGCCUUCUGGGAUGUCAGACUGGCUUUGAGUUAACAGGAGAGCCAGAUAUGCAGUGCUCAGCUUCUGGGAACUGGAGUCAGGAGAUGCCUUCGUGUGCUGUUGUUCAUUGUGAACACCUCUGGCUCACUUAUCUUUCUGAUCUGGGACCUCCACCCUCAAUGAACUGUUCCCACCCCCAUGGAAACUUCAGCUUUGGAUCUCAGUGUACGUUCUGGUGUGCAAAAAGUCAUGAGCUCAAUGGAACCAGUCAGCUUGUCUGCACCUCCAAUGGGUACUGGACCCAUUCACCACCCAUUUGUGUUGUAAAGGAGAUGUCAGUGAGUGCCAGUAUGCUGAUAUAUGCUGCUGUGGGAGCUGUUUCUUCAGCUGGUCUACUUUUACUGGGAGGACUCAUGUUUUUGUUGACUCGCCAAUUCACCAAAAAGGCUCAUUACAGUCUGAAUAAAUCCUCGUUGGAAGGAGAUUUGAACCUGGCAUUCGAAUUAAAUUGAAUCUACAUCAGUUCCAAGUAACUUUGUUCAUGUUGUUUUUUACUUGCUAUAAAUUAAUAACUGAACAGAAUUGUCUUGUGUGUUUAGUAUCAGCCCAAGUCAGUACUCAGUAGAGAUACUUUCCCACUAUCAAAACAGCAUUUAUACUAUUUCCAUGCUAAUAAUAAAAUAUUAUCAGGUGA